Suricata suricatta (meerkat) is the source of this 2396-nucleotide messenger RNA. It is a transcript of the gene BAMBI, whose product is annotated as BMP and activin membrane bound inhibitor. The transcript has 3 exons. Gene Ontology annotation, biological process: positive regulation of canonical Wnt signaling pathway; negative regulation of transforming growth factor beta receptor signaling pathway; transforming growth factor beta receptor signaling pathway. NCBI's taxonomy places the organism in Eukaryota, Metazoa, Chordata, Mammalia, Carnivora, Herpestidae. Gene Ontology annotation, molecular function: frizzled binding. Bases 94 to 876 code for a protein of 260 amino acids. The record is from RefSeq and is a predicted model, not a curated record.
GCACCCAUGCACGGCGCGCUCCGGGAGUCGUAGGCUGCAGUUGCGCCGCGGCUCCGGGAGCCGGCGGGGGCGCCGCGGCCGUGGGGGGCGUCAAUGGAUCGCCAUUCCAGCUACAUCUUCAUCUGGCUGCAGCUCGAACUCUGCGCCAUGGCCGUGCUGCUCACCAAAGGUGAAAUCAGAUGCUACUGUGAUGCUGCCCACUGUGUGGCCACUGGCUAUAUGUGUAAAUCUGAGCUGAGUGCCUGCUUCUCUAGACUUCUUGAUCCUCAGAACACAAACUCCCCUCUCACCCACGGCUGCCUGGACUCUCUCGCAAGCACAGCAGACGUGUGCCAAGCCAAACAGGCACGAAACCACUCUGGCACUGCCAUGCCCACAUUGGGAUGCUGUCACGAAGAUAUGUGCAAUUACAGAGGGCUGCAAGAUGUUCUCGCUCCUCCCAAGGGGGACGCCUCAGGACAAGGAAACCGGCAUCAGCACGACGGGAGCAGGAACCUCAUCACCAAAGUGCAGGAGCUGACUUCUUCCAAAGAGCUGUGGUUCCGGGCAGCGGUGAUCGCCGUGCCCAUCGCCGGCGGCCUGAUUUUAGUGUUGCUUAUUAUGUUAGCCUUGAGGAUGCUUCGAAGCGAGAACAAGAGACUGCAGGACCAGCGGCAGCAGAUGCUCUCGCGUUUGCACUACAGCUUCCACGGACACCAUUCCAAAAAGGGGCAGGUUGCAAAGUUGGACUUGGAGUGCAUGGUGCCCGUGAGUGGGCAUGAGAAUUGCUGCCUGACCUGUGACAAACUGAGGCAGGCAGACCUCGGCAACGAGAAGAUCCUCUCGCUCGUUCACUGGGGCAUGUACAGCGGGCAUGGGAAGCUGGAGUUCGUAUGACAGAGCCUCAUCCACACCCGAGUCCCUGGACGCUUUGAAGGCCUUGAGUUCUGCUGGACCAGGAGCACUUUAUCUGAAGAAAAACAAACUCCCGUCAUCAUCUGGGAGAGACCAAAUGACCUCUGCGGCCAGAAUCUUGGAUAUUUCUUCUGAAGGAUUAUUUGCACAGACUUGAAUGCAGUCAAAUGUAUUAUUUGCUCUAAAAUCCUAAAAAGCAAAGAGAGGACUGUGCACGCACUGUUACCAGGGUUAUUUGCAUCUGUGCGAGCUGGAAUCGAGUCCCUACAUACACUGACGUGUGCUCUGUGUCAGCUCCGACGUCCUGAUUUAUUGUAAAGAUUUAAAAAAUAUAUAUAUCUAUUUUUUGUCUGAAAUUUAGCUGUGUCUUGUCAUAAAUUAAAAACUACGUGGGAAGUAUAAGAAAUGACAUACAUGUUCGUUCUACAAAGAUCUGUUGUUGAUCCUAGUAAGGUCUCCGCGAUAGGAUUGCGCUUGAUUUGUUUUGUUUUGCUUUUUGUUUUGAAACAAGGCCAGGAUCUUGUUUAUUCGUGCAUGUGUAUUUGUAAUUUUCUCACAGCGUGGUGGCAAGUUUCCAAAUGUGUACUGCCCCUUGCUCAGUGUCUCACCCCCAUUUUUUGUUAGGAUAAUUCUGGUUUUGAGCGUUCAUCUGAGAGACAUCUUAAGAUUUAUUUAUACCAGGUCGGAUGUGAUAGAUCAGUAUCUAGAGCUGCCUUAGCAAAGGUAGUUAUUUAUCAGCUUAGUCCAGCUGCUCUGGAAUGCUUUGUAAAAUGUGUCUACCUCCAACCCAAAAAGGAAAACCAAACCAAACCCACUAAACAAAACUUCGAGUUCAAAUUAGUCACUGUCUACUUUUACUGUUGAUUAAUUUAUUGGUUAACUUGGUCUCAAAUCAAAUUAAAUAUUCUGAACCCCAAAUUAGCCUAGUUUGCAAACCUUCCUUCAUUAUACUAACAUUUUGUUUCCUUCUCAAUGUUUAGAAAGGGUUUCAAUAGUGAACACUAUUUCUAUCAAUUGAGAUUUAAAGAACACACACUGACAUUGACUUUUCAGCCACUGAUAGACUGUGUUUUCAUGCCUGCAGGACUUUCUAUCUGACAACACUGCUCAGCCUGAAUUUAAACCCAUGCCACAUUUGUGUAUUUUUCCCCCAAACAGGUCUUUGUUAUCCUACACAUGAGAAAAUUCGCCAGGUAGGAUUUUUUUUUCCCUUGGUCCUUUUGUAUAUUUGAAACUUCUGCUUAAAAAUUAACCUAUAGUCUGCAUAUUUGAGUAUGGGGUUGUCUUUGAUGAGCGUUAAGGGAUGUGUGUGCAUAUUUGGAGGAAUAUUUUAUGAUCAGCAUAAUUUGGGUUCCUUAAGACAGAUGCAGUAGCCAAGUUCAUGGAACAUUCUGAGUUGCAAUGACUAGUCUAAAAACAAUAACCUACAUCAUUUCAUAAUUGUAGACCACAGCCCCAUACACAAUAGGCUACGGAAUAAAUACACAUUUUAAUAAAUGACA